Messenger RNA from Gloeophyllum trabeum ATCC 11539, 2190 nucleotides. Its product is annotated as acetyl-CoA synthetase-like protein. Gene Ontology annotation, molecular function: CoA-ligase activity. NCBI's taxonomy places the organism in Eukaryota, Fungi, Basidiomycota, Agaricomycetes, Gloeophyllales, Gloeophyllaceae. Gene Ontology annotation, biological process: secondary metabolic process. The transcript has 20 exons. The coding region runs from base 1 to 1737 and encodes 578 amino acids. The record is from RefSeq and is a predicted model, not a curated record.
AUGACAGAAUUUGUGUCCUCGGAGGGGUCCCUACCCCACAUACCGGACGACCUGACCAUCCCCCAGUUCUUCCUGGAUGCUGGGCAUCCAGCGAAACAGAUGCACAAGGAGGGUGCGCCUUGGCUCAUAGAAGAUGGUACUGGAAAGGCAAUCGGUCUGAAAGAGAUACGUAUCAAGACGGAUGCUCUGGCCAAUGCUUUGAGUAGCAGAUAUGGCGUAGGUGAGGGCACUGUUGUCUGUAUAUUUGCUCCUAACCAUAUAGAUACGCCCAUUCUGAUAUGGGCAGUUCAUCGCUUGGGUGGUAUAAUCACGGCCGCCAAUCCUAUGUACACCACAGAAGAGCUCAGCCAUCAAGUGCAGACCACCAGUAGUCAUCUGAUGAUUGCCCACUCAGCUUUAUUGAAGACAGCCCUCGCGGCUGCCGCCGAGGCUGGGAUACCGCACGGACGUGUUAUCAUUCUUGAUGUUCCUUCGCACCAGGGUCAUGCAACUGUAGCGGACUUGGAGAAGGAAGGCGCAAAACACAAAUCAAAAUUCAAAGAGCGCCAUCUGAAGCCAGGUGAAGCGAAGACGAAGACCGCAUUCUUCAGCUUCUCGAGUGGAACCACGGGCAAAGCGAAGGCUGUCAUGGUACCGCACUAUGCUGUUAUUGCCAAUGCGAUCCAGGUUGCCGCCGUAUAUAGAGCCUAUGAUCCGAAUAUCCCUUCGGGUGACAAGGUAUUCGGACCCGGUGAUGUUACAACCGGUGUUUUGCCUUUGUUCCAUAUAUACGGAUUGGUCUUAAAUCUGCACUUCAUGUUAUUUUCGGGCAUCACGGUGGUGAUUAUGCCAAAGUUUAACUUCGCAGAGAUGCUCACCAGCAUCGUACGAUUCCGCAUGACGCACCUCGUCCUCGUUCCGCCGAUGCUCCUCUUGUUGUGCAAGCACCCAAUUGUGAAGAAGUACGAUCUCAGCCAUGUCCGUGCUAUAAUGAGUGGAGCCGCCCCGCUGGCGCCUGAACUGAUCGAACAACUCGCCGCCGCUUUCCCACAAGCUUUUAUCGGUCAAGGCUACGGCCUGACGGAGACUUCCACGGCGCUGUGUAUACUGCCUAGAGGGCAGAAGGUUGGGAGAUCGGGCGCUGCUGGCCGGCUCGUUCCCGGGACUGUCGCCCGCGUAGUCAAACCAGACGGCUCAUUGGCAAAGGCCGGAGAAACGGGGGAGCUCGUAGUCUCUGGUCCACAGGUAACUUUGGGGUAUUACAAGGAUGACAAAGCAACGAGGGAGACUUUCCUCGAAAUCGACGGCAAGCGAUGGGUAAGGACCGGUGAUGAGGUCCUCAUUAAACAUGAUGGCGACCUGUUCGUUGUCGACCGCAUCAAAGAACUUAUCAAAGUCCGAGGAUUCCAAGUCGCGCCGGCUGAACUUGAAGGCCACCUCCUGGGCCACCCCGACGUCGCCGACGUCUGCGUAGUUGGCGUACCGGACGAAUAUAGCGGGGAGGUGCCACUGGCAUUUGUCGUUCUCGAGCCCAAGACCGCGGAGAAAAUCAAAGGGAACCCCAGCGCAGCACACAGCAUUAAAGCUGCAAUUCAGAAGUACGUUGCGGAUGCCAAGGCGAAUUACAAACAACUGGCUGGGGGUGUGGAGUUUAUCGACCAGAUACCCAAGAAUCCCAGCGGGAAGUUGUUGAGGAAGGAUUUACGAGCUAAGGCGAGGGAGGCUAGGAAAAUAACGAAAUUCCAGCCCAAGCUGUAGGCUGCAAGUCUCCAUCAUCUUGGUACUCUGGCAUGUGGCUCCAGAUUUUUGAAUGAUGAAGUGCUAUCUAUACAUCUCACGCCUCAGUGUUGUACAGUAGAUUGCUAUGAUUACAUGGCUUCGGGUCGCGGCUUAUCCAAUCUCCUCAGCCCAGCGAAGGACGUCUUCUGCCGUAACCUCAGCAGUUGUGGAAGGCGAUGACUGAGUCAUCUCCGCCAGUUUUGUACUGAGAGAGGACGCGUUUCGGGCGGAAUUGCGCAACUCGGUCAACUUGGCCUCCAAUUCGUCGCAUUUGCAGUUUAAUGCUUGUGUCUCCUCUUUGCGGAGCUCCAGUUGUCGCUGCAUCAUAAGCUCCAAGCUAGCUCGUGCCUGCACCGGUCUAAGAUCAUUUGCAGCAGCCAUGAUGUUCUGUGCCAGGACGGUAAUCCAUUCGACAUAUUUCUGCCAUUCCGG